This is a messenger RNA of Peromyscus californicus insignis, 936 nucleotides long. RefSeq names its product tripartite motif-containing protein 43-like. The coding region runs from base 1 to 936 and encodes 311 amino acids. The transcript has 6 exons. The record is from RefSeq and is a predicted model, not a curated record. Lineage: Eukaryota; Metazoa; Chordata; Mammalia; Rodentia; Cricetidae. Gene Ontology annotation, molecular function: zinc ion binding.
AUGGAGUCAGACCUCUCACAAGCCUUCCAAAAAGAACUCACCUGCUUCAUGUGCCUGAGCUGCCUGACAGACCCAGUCACCAUAACCUGUGGCCACAGCUUCUGUCGAGCCUGCCUCCACCUUUCCUGGGAAGACACUCAGCUUCAUGUCCAAUGCCCUAUGUGUAGGGAACCAUCACAGAAGAAGGGCUGGAGAACCAACAUUGUUCUGAAGAAGCUGGUGUCCAUUGUCAGAAAAACCAGCCUCAUGAAGGACCUGAGCUCUGAGGAGCAUAAGUGUGUGACUCACAAGGAAGCAAAGAGGAUCUUCUGUGCUGAGAACAGGAUCUUCCUCUGUCAACUCUGUUCUAACUCUCAUGAGCACAGAGGACACAGACACUGUCCCAUUGAAGCAGCUGCUGAGGAUCAAAUGGAAAGAAUUCUGAAGCAAAUGACAUCUUUAUGGGAGAAGAUCCAAGAAAAUCAAGAGAAUAUAGAAGCAGAGAACAGAAUGACAACUCUGUGGAUGGACUACUUGACACUUCGGGAAGAAAUGAUCAGGACAGAGUAUAGGAAACUGCAUCCAUUCCUCUGUGAAGAGGAAGAGAAACACAUUGAGUCUAUGAGAAAUGAAGGCCAAUGUGUUUUAGAGAAACUCAGGACAAGUGAAGCCAUGAUGAUCCAAAAGAGCAAAGAACUAAGGGAAAUGUAUCAGGAGCUGAUGGCAAUGUCCCAGGAGCCAUAUGUGGUCCUGCUUCAGGGCUUGGAUGACAUAUUCAGAAGGAGUGAGUCAAUGCAGCUGAACAUGAUUCACACUAUGAAACCAAAACUCCAAGCCCUACCCAUUACUGGACUGACUGAAAGUUACAAGCACUUGCAAGAUAUAGCCCAGGUGGGAGACACAGAUGUUGAACAACAGCAGAACAUCGACAGUAAAGAGAGCUUACCUGGAGAGUAA